Populus euphratica (Euphrates poplar) is the source of this 1893-nucleotide messenger RNA. Its product is annotated as putative WEB family protein At1g65010, chloroplastic. The coding region runs from base 1 to 1893 and encodes 630 amino acids. Lineage: Eukaryota; Viridiplantae; Streptophyta; Magnoliopsida; Malpighiales; Salicaceae. The transcript has a single exon. The record is from RefSeq and is a predicted model, not a curated record.
AUGGUUCAGAAUUUGAGACCAUGUGGUUCACAUCAUAAUCAUGUGAUGUUGUUCUUUGUUGUAGCUAGAAACCAGUCCCAAGAGUUGCAAAUUAAGAUGCAGCAAGAUAAGGGUAAAGUUGAAGAGGAGCUGAGGAAUAUGAAGGAGAUAUUGACUGGCGAAAGAGAUAGAGCGCGUGAUGAGCUUAAAGAGAUAAAAAUGGUGGCCGAUGAGUCAAAUGCCAUGUUAGAAGAAGCAAUGUCUAAUGGGAAGACUGCUGAUGUAUUUACGGAACUCAACUCAGUAAUGGAAUCAUUGUCAAAAUCAAAGCAAGAGUUGAAGAUCAAAGAAAAGACUAUCACAUCUUUGAAAGUUGAAGUUGGAAAGCUACGAGAGGUGGAGGCCAAAUUGCUAGAGAACGAUAACUCAUUGGAAAAUCUGAAAAAGGAGUUGAAUAAAGUUAAAUCAACUGAGGCACAUACUUUAGGUUUAUUAUCCCAGAGUAAGAAAAGAAUUCAAGAACUUGAGGCUGAGGUACAGAGAGGGAAAGAAUCAGAAAUGAAAUUGUUAAAUUCAUAUGCCGCUCAAACAAAGCAGCUUGAACAGACCAAGUUAUUGCUUGAAAAGUCGAAGCUUGAGAUUACCUCCCUUCACAAGAGGGUAGAGAAAUGGGAGAAACAUGAUGGGGAUAAGAUUUCAUUGCAAAGAGAAUUAGAAAGUCUCAGGUCUGAACUUCAGUUGGCAAGACAGAACAGAACUCAUGCUCAGGAGAAACAUUCAGCAUCAAAAACCAAGAAUCGACUUGAGGAGACGGAGUUGCUUAAACAUGAAUUGAAGCUAGCAAUUGUGGCAGAAGAGAAUAGCAAGAAGGCAAUGGAUGACUUGGUAUUAGCCCUAUCUGAAGUUGCAACAGAGGCCAGCCAAACAAGGGAAAAGCUCAUGUUAACCCAGAAAGAGCUGGAGCACUUCAAAACGGAGGCAGAAAACUUUCGGGAGAAUUUAAAUAGCAUUGAGAACAAGUAUAGGAAUCUUUUGAAUGUAGCAACCAAAGAAGCUGAUCGAUAUAGAAAAACAACUGAGAGGUUGCGAAUAGAGGCUGAUGAAUCACUUCUGGCAUGGAAUGCAAAAGAGACUGGCUUUGUGGAUUGCAUCAAGAGAGCCGAAGACGAAAAGUCCUGUGCAUUGGAAGAGAACAGUAAACUUCAUGAAUUGCUUAGAACAGCCGAAAACAUGAACAGGAUAUCUAAGCAAGAAACUCAGAAGGUGCGCGAUAUACUUAAACAGGCCCUGAAUGAAGCUAAUGUUGCGAAAGAAGCUGCAGGAAUUGCCAGGGCUGAGAAUUCCCAACUCAAAGAUGUCUUAGAUGAAAAAGACAAUGCCUUGGUUUUCAUUACUCAGGAGAACGAGAACCUUAUGAUUAAUGAAGCUGCAGCUCUCGAACAAAUCAAAGAGUUGAAGCAACUUCUCUCUGAAGCAUCAGAAAGGGAAUUUAAUGUGGAAUAUAAGGAAAACCAACAUAAGCAAAAGUCAGAGAGUGCACAGGAGAAGCAGCACAAAGAUGGCAAGAAACCUAGCCAUUCAUGCAGUUGCCAUCAGCUAAUAACUCCCCAUAAACACAAGGAUGCAGAUGAGAACAGCAGAACUCCUGAUAAACAAAACAAUAAUAAUGAGGAUGAGGGCUCUGAAAAUUCUGAUCCACUUAGGGGAUCAAUAUUUGAUGAUCAAGAAGAAGAAUUAUCAACAGCAAAACCAGAGGACCACGAUCAUCUAGAUGAGCCGGAGAACGAAAGAAACUCUACGAGAAAACGACCAUAUUUACGAAGAUUUGGUGAUAUUCUACUGAGGAGAGGAGGUUCUAACAGAAGGGGACAAGCAGUUGGUGGUGAGGGUCACAGAAAAGAACAGUCAUUAUAG